AUGACAUCCCCAAUGUUAGCUUUCUAUGUGACAUCUCUACUCUUGGGUACUUCAGUUCAAUUGGCAGCUUUGAAGCUAUCACCAUCUUUAAAUUUUAAAGUUGUUAAUGCUGGUCAGGACGUGACUUUAAAUUGUUCAUUCAAUUUAAGUACAGUUGCAGUGAUGUUUUACUGGUAUAAGCAACCUCUGGGACAGAAACCACAGUUGGUGUCAAAAUUCUAUAAGCAUGACAAAAAUGGCACUUUCAGUGAUGAAUUUAAGAAUGAGCCCCGCUUUGAACUGGAAACUGUGGGUCGUAAAAACCAUUUGAAGAUCUCAAAGGUGCAAACGUCGGACUCUGCUACCUACUACUGCAUAAGUGGCUAUUCAUACGUGUAUGAAUUUUUGGAGGGGAUUAUUAUCGAAGUAAAGGAUUCAAGUUUGGUUUUCCAAGCUUCAGUUCAUCAAUCAACAAAUGAGAUCAUCCAGUCAGGAGGCUCUGUUACGCUGAACUGUACAGUACACACUGGGACCUGUGAUCAAGAACACAGUGUGUACUGGUUCAAAAACUCUGAAGAAUUUCACCCAGGACUCAUUUACACCCAUGGAGGCAGAAAUGAUCAAUGUGAGCAGAAUCCCACGGCACAGAUCCAAACCUGUGUGUACAACCUGCCAAUGAAGAGCCUGAAUCCGUCUCAUGCUGGGACUUACUACUGUGCUGUUGCUUCAUGUGGACACAUAUUGUUUGGAAACGGGACCAAGCUGGACAUUGAGGAAGAGUGGUCAUCUCUUGUCUAUGUGUAUGUCUUGGGUGGGGCUUUGGCAUUCAACUCCAUCCUCUUGGUUUUCCUGGCUUACGCAGCCUAUUCAAUGUACAAGGCAAAAUGCUGCAAAUGCACAGACCCUCAUGCAGGGCCUUCAGGGGCCUCGGUUCCAAAUGCAGAGACAUACCAACAUGCAGACCAUCUCCAUUAUGCUGCUUUGAAGGAGAACAAGGCCACCAGAUCAAGAAGGCAGAGAGAGGACACCGUCAGUGAAUGUGUUUAUUCCAGUGUAAAGGAAUAG
This is a messenger RNA of Archocentrus centrarchus (flier cichlid), 1044 nucleotides long. RefSeq lists its product as uncharacterized. The coding region runs from base 1 to 1044 and encodes 347 amino acids. Gene Ontology annotation, biological process: response to bacterium. The transcript has 5 exons. The record is from RefSeq and is a predicted model, not a curated record. Lineage: Eukaryota; Metazoa; Chordata; Actinopteri; Cichliformes; Cichlidae.